Molecule: messenger RNA, 1056 nt
Organism: Exophiala bonariae
Lineage: Eukaryota; Fungi; Ascomycota; Eurotiomycetes; Chaetothyriales; Herpotrichiellaceae
Exons: 3
Coding region: 1-1056 (351 amino acids)
Molecular function (GO): oxidoreductase activity, acting on NAD(P)H
Source: RefSeq, a predicted model, not a curated record
AUGUCCAGCACAAUGAAAGCAGUCGUCAUCCGAGGCAAAGAAGCCAAACUUGAACGCGAUCGUGCUCUUCCCAAGCUUCGGGAUGAUUAUAUUCUCGUCAAGACCGAGGCUGUUGCUCUGAACCCCACGGACUGGAAGCAUGUUGCAUUUGGCCUUGGCGCUGAGGGUGGAUUGGUCGGUUGUGAUUUUGCCGGUACUGUUAUUGAAGUUGGAAAUGCCGUCACCAAAGGUUGGAAAAAGGGCGAUAGACUUGCUGGGGUCAACCACGGUGGGAAUUCCAGCAACGUGGAAGAUGGAGCGUUCGCAGAAUAUGUAGUAUCCAAAGGCGACUUGCAGAUCAAGAUUCCAGAUGGUUUGAGUUUCGAAGAUGCUUCAACUCUUACCCUCGGUGUCACAACCGUUCAACAAGGGCUUUAUCAGAAGGCCUUGAAGUUGAACCUUCCCAAUGACCCGAUCAAGGAGAAAACUUUCGUUCUGAUAUACGGUGGUAGCACCGCAACAGGCGCCCUGGGUGUUCAAUUUGCCAAGUUAUCAGGAUACACUGUUUUGGCGACCAGCUCGCCAAGGAACUUCGACUAUGUGAAGAGUCUUGGGGCAACCGAGGUUUUUGAUUACAAUGAGCCCAACAUAGGCCAGAAAAUCCGAGAGUAUACCCAGAACAAGCUCAAACUCGCCUGGGACACAGUCAGCGAAAGUGAAUCCGCCACCAUCGUCGCUCAGGCCAUGUCCACGGAAUCCGGAGGUCGAUACGGCAGUAUCCUGCCUAACAAAUUUCCACGGGAUGAUGUCAAACAUGAAUCAACCCUUAUGUAUACCAUCUUUGGCGAGGCGUUCAGAUUUGGCCCCACGGAAUUUCCUCCCGUUCCGGAGGAUUUCGAGUACACCAAGACGUUCCUUGGAAUAGUGGAAAAGUUGCUCGCCGAUGGAAAGUUGAAGCCACAUUCCGCCCAGGUCGGUAAGGAUGGGUUGGAAGGAGUAUUGAAGGGACUGGAUGAUUUGAAGAAUGGUAACGUCAGUGGGCAGAAAUUGGUUUAUCGAGUCUCCGAGACUCCUUAG